Molecule: messenger RNA, 2633 nt
Organism: Chenopodium quinoa (quinoa)
Lineage: Eukaryota; Viridiplantae; Streptophyta; Magnoliopsida; Caryophyllales; Amaranthaceae
Product: probable galacturonosyltransferase 3
Exons: 9
Coding region: 329-2380 (683 amino acids)
Molecular function (GO): polygalacturonate 4-alpha-galacturonosyltransferase activity
Source: RefSeq, a predicted model, not a curated record
UUUGGAUCGAAUAAUUCAAAUCGGAGAUACCACCCAAAAGGGUCAAACUCAUACUCAUUUGCGUUCAAAAGAAAAGUUAUUGCAGGUGAAAUAAAGUGGGAACAAAAAAAUAAGCACGAACUAUGUGCUGCAACUAAACAGAUAUUGAAAAAAUAAUCAAAAUCAAAAUUCUCUCACUUAGAACUCACUCUCCAACAGUUGUUUUCCAUCAUCUGGAAAAUUAAAUAAUUCCCAGAAAUUUGUAGUUUAAUUACUUCAUCUUCUUCGUUGCAAUUAAUAUGAACUGAUUUUCUCUCUCCUUGAUCUCAACGAUUUCUCUCUCCUAGCCAUGGCUCCUCGUCGACGAAGAAUCUCCACUUCUAUUAUCGCCAUUGUUAUAUUCUUCACUCUGUUUGUAUACAGUAGUACACUCAUCAAAGCUCAGUUACUUCAAAGAGAUCGCAGAGGGUACCCUUUUCUUUAUGAUUGUGAACAAUGUAACAGAAAAAAGGACCAGGCAACUCCAUCAUAUGCUUCCAAUGAUAAAUCUGGGAAUCUAGAUGUUAAGGAUAUUGACAUAAUGGUGACAUACAGUGAUGCCUCUGGAGCUGUUAGGGUUGGUUCAGUAAAAGCAAAAGAUCUAUCUUCUUCCUGGGUUUGGAAAACUCCUAGUCACCAUGAUGACAAUGUGAAAAAUAUUGAGAAAUCAAAGGAUUUAUCUCAGCCUAUCACAAAGUACCAAGACAGUACUGAGGAUCCUGUUGAGACAAAGCAAAGUACAGAAAGCACUGUCUUCAACACAAAAAAAUAUCCAGAUGAUCCAAUUAAGCGUCACCGCCAGAUAUUACGGCUUAAAAGGAGGGAGCUCCGUACAGCAGAACUUAUGAAGCAAGACAAAGAAAUGGAUGCAGAGAUGGAGAAAGCAGCCAUUGAACGUGCUGAGGGGCUGGAUACUACUUUCAUUGGAAAGUAUAGCAUUUGGAGACGCGACUAUGAUAAUUCCAAUUCUGAUUCUACUUUGAAGCUUAUGCGUGAUCAAAUCAUUAUGGCAAAAGCAUAUGCUACCAUUGCGAAAGCUAAGAAUGAGAGUAGUCUUUACAAUUCCUUGAUGAACUGCACCAAAGAUAGCCUGAGUGCCAUUGGUGAAGCAAAUUCUGAUGUUGAUCUUCAGCCAAGUGCCCUGGAUCAAGCGAAGGCAAUGGGGGGGAUUCUCGCAUCAGCAAAAGAGAAAUUGCAUGAUUGUGCCGUUUUGGCUAGGAAGCUAAGAGCAAUGAUUCAAGUAACUGAAGAUAAUGUCAAUGCUCUGAAGAAGGAGAGUGCAUUCUUGAUUCAGCUAGCUGCAAAGACGAUACCAAAACAUAUACAUUGCCUUUCUCAACUGCUUACUGCUAAUUAUUUCAUUUCUGGCCGUGCAAACAAAGGUGCUAACAUGAAAGAUAAGCUUGAGGACCCGUCACUUUACCAUUAUGCCAUUUUUUCAGAUAAUGUACUUGCUGCAGCAGUAGUAGUGAAUUCUACUAUUGUGCAUGCUAAUGAGCCGGAAAAGCAUGUUUUCCACAUUGUGACGGAUAAGUUGAAGGUUUCAGCCAUGAAAAUGUGGUUUCUUGAUAAUCCUCCCUCUAGUGCUUCUGUAGAAGUCUUGAACAUUGAUGAUUUUACAUGGUUAAAUUCUUCUUAUUGCCCUGUGCUUCGGCAACUUGAAUCUGCUCGAAUGAAGGAGUUUUACUUUAAGGUCAAUAAUAACCCGUCAUCUCUUUCAACUGGCACAGACCAACUGAAGUAUAGGAACCCGAAAUAUCUGUCAAUGUUGAACCAUCUUCGUUUCUAUCUUCCAGAAGUAUAUCCUAAGCUGAAUAAAAUCUUGUUUUUAGAUGAUGACAUUGUUGUUCAAAAGGACUUGACUCCACUUUGGUCUGUUGAUAUGAAAGGAAUGGUGAAUGGUGCUGUUGAGACAUGUAAGGAGAGCUUUCAUAGGUUUGACAAGUAUCUUAACUUCUCUAAUCCCUUGAUCUCAGAAAAUUUUGACCCCAAUGCUUGUGGCUGGGCAUAUGGAAUGAAUAUGUUUGACCUGAAGGAGUGGAGGAAGCGAAACAUUACCGGAAUAUAUCAUUACUGGCAAGAACUGAAUGAGGACAGAACUCUGUGGAAGCUGGGCUCAUUGCCGCCUGGCCUAAUCACUUUCUACAAUUUGACCUAUCCACUAGAUCGAAGCUGGCAUGUAUUGGGACUUGGAUAUGACCCUGCACUCAAUCAGACUGCAAUAGGGAAUGCCGCGGUUGUUCAUUACAAUGGAAAUUACAAACCGUGGUUAGAUCUUGCCAUCGCCAAGUACAAGUCAUAUUGGUCCAGAUAUGUUAUGUAUGAUAGUCCCUACCUUCGACACUGCAAAUUCACGGAAUAGUCUCAACUCUCAAAUCUCAAUACAUAGCAGCAGAGUCUAUUAGGAGAAUACAAAAUGAUCAUUUUUUUUUUGCCCAAUUUUUUCCUCUCUUUGGAAAUUCUUUGAUUACAUAGAUGAUAGAUCCCAUCGUCGACCUCACUUUGUAACAUCUUCUGUAAAAGCAAUUUACCUAUAGGUUUAUAUUUUUUCUAUUUGUAUAGAUUCAUUUGCUCGACAAAUAAAAGCUAAUGAAAAAAAAAAAAAUCAUUUUUUA